Lottia gigantea (owl limpet) is the source of this 600-nucleotide messenger RNA. RefSeq lists its product as hypothetical. The coding region runs from base 1 to 600 and encodes 199 amino acids. The record is from RefSeq and is a predicted model, not a curated record. The transcript is spliced from 2 exons. Lineage: Eukaryota; Metazoa; Mollusca; Gastropoda; Lottiidae.
AUGCAAUAUUUUAAUAUUCUAGGUUGGACGGUGAUACAACGAAGACAGGACGGUUCUGUUGAUUUCUUCAGAAAAUGGCAGGAAUAUAAAGAUGGUUUUGGUAAUUUAGAAGGUGAAUUUUGGUUGGGCAACGACAAGAUUCAUGCUUUGACAACACAAGAAGACACAAUGAUAAGAAUGGAUAUGGAAGACUGGACUGGUAAACAUCUCUUUGCCGAAUAUGAUAGUUUUGGUGUUGAUGGUGAAAAGAACAACUACCGCCUUCAUGUCAGUGGUUACCAUGGAAACGCAGGCGAUUCUAUGACGUCAUAUUGGGAAAAUCAUGAUGGCAUGUUCUUCAGUACGCAUGACAAAGAUAAUGAUGGUCGCUACUAUGACAACUGUGCAAAGGCAUACCAUGGUGCUUGGUGGUUUAACAAUUGCUUCGACUCACAUCUCAACGGCAAAUAUUACCAUAAGGGUUUCCAUAGCAACUACUUCCAACGAGACGGCAUCCAAUGGAACAGCAUCCAUAUGUAUUCAUCGCUUAAGUAUGUUGAAAUGAUGGUAAAACCGUCCGACAGGCCCAAACCUACAGCUAAAAUUAGCAACGAUAUUUGA